Molecule: messenger RNA, 1601 nt
Organism: Enhydra lutris kenyoni (northern sea otter)
Lineage: Eukaryota; Metazoa; Chordata; Mammalia; Carnivora; Mustelidae
Product: lipopolysaccharide-induced tumor necrosis factor-alpha factor homolog
Exons: 5
Coding region: 1091-1570 (159 amino acids)
Biological process (GO): regulation of cytokine production
Molecular function (GO): zinc ion binding
Source: RefSeq, a predicted model, not a curated record
GCUGCUUUCACACGAUGCGUUUGCAGUUCGUUUAUGUGGUUCUGUGAAGGAUGCCUUCUCCUUGUUUCAGAGUAGCUGUGCAUGGACAUUCGGGUUAUUUUGAGUCUUUUCUGCUGUCCCCACUAGCCCUGUGCCAAUGUCACUUGAUACUUUUGCUGGUCUUUGGGAUGGACUUCUAGGAAGAGUGUUACUGGGUCCUAUGGGAAGACCCAUCUCCCCCCGAAACCACCAUAACAUUUGGUCCCCGUCAUUUUGUGACAGAGUUUAGUGCCCGAGCACAGAGCCCUCCCUUCAUGCCUUUGUUGGCACAAAUCCUGGUCUUGUUCUCACUGGCCGUGACCCCUAGUUAAAGCUCCGAACCAGCUCUGGACACACAGGCUGCCUCCUGCAGUUGGGAGUGUGUCUUCUGGGCUCUUCCGGCCAAUGAUCAUUUUGCGGUAAUAAUACCAGCCUGGCUUCAUUCUCAGUGCCCGGUGUGUUUCAUCUGAUCUCCUCACCGUCCUGUACGGCAGCAUCUAGCACCCCCUUUUACAGCUGAGGAAGCCAGGGGAUGGGGGGUUGGGGAAGAGUUAGCAUCUGGCCCAAACUCACACAGCUCCGCAGGUGAGGGAGGUGGUGGGGCUUGCAUGGAGACACCACAUCUGUGUGUGCAACGUGCCCACACGUGUGCUGUGCGCACGUGUGCAUGUAGUUGUGUCCAUAGGCCUCCCUACGUUUCUCGGUAACAGGACGCAAACGUCCACACUGCUGGCUGUUGGCACCCAGUGGGAUGACCUCCUCAAAGCAGAAUCACUAGCGCUUGUUGGAUUCCUAUGUUUAAGUCUCUGGAUUGGUGGCCCCUGACCCUGCCUCUGCCCCCUGCACUCUGGGAACUCGGGGCUGGAUUCGGCUGGGCCUCCAAGAAGGGCCGUGGGCCAGGGGAGAAGGACCGCCUCGGAAGGCUGCUCACCCCCCCACCCCCCGGCCCUGGGAGCCGCCCCGCCCUCGGCCACUGUGAGGGCGCACAUCACAAUGGCUGUUCCGCCCAAGCCAGGCGUGGCAGGGGGUGCCAGGGGGGCCCACACUCUUGGUCCGAGGACAACCAGGCAUCAUGGGGACUCGAGACAAGCGCUCGGCCGCUCAGAACCCGGAACCCGAUGCUGCCCGGAUACCUUUGCUAGAACACAGGACGCCUGGAGCACCAAAAUGGAACGCUCCCCAAGAGCCGCCGCCGCCGCCCCGACCGCCACCACCGCCCCGGCCGCCCCCCCCUCCGCCUCCAGGGACUCACGUUCUUCCCCCGAUGUACGUGCAAGGCGCCCAGGGGAUUCAGCCAGCAGUGUUCACCAGCUUGCCUAGGCUGGGGACUGCCACUCCCAUACGGUCCAUCUGUCAGUACUGCGGGAACUACAUCAUCACGGUGACCACCCCGGUCCCAGGGGUCCUCACCUGGAUGUUGUGUACCGGCCUCUUCAUCUUCGGGUGCUUCCUGGGCUGCUGCUUCCUCCCCUUCUGUGUGGACAGCUUGAUGGACGUGAAGCACACGUGUCCCGUGUGCCGGCAGGAGCUCUUCCGCUACCAUCGCCUGUGAACACGCACAAAAUAAAUGUCCACUGCGUGCC